This is a messenger RNA of Hyaloscypha bicolor E, 810 nucleotides long. Its product is annotated as phosphoglycerate mutase-like protein. Lineage: Eukaryota; Fungi; Ascomycota; Leotiomycetes; Helotiales; Hyaloscyphaceae. The coding region runs from base 1 to 810 and encodes 269 amino acids. The transcript has 3 exons. The record is from RefSeq and is a predicted model, not a curated record.
AUGACUCUCGAGUUCAUCUACCUGACCCGUCAUGGAUUUCGAUCUAAUUGGGCUAUCGACACGAAGACUGGUCAAUACUCUACCUCCAUUCCGUCACCUACUGGCAUCGCCAGCGACCCCGCUCUCGCCGGUCAUGGCGUCGACCAAUCUCACCAGCUCGCUGUUCAUUUGAAGACUCUUGAUCCUGCCAUCCAACGCUUCUACAGCUCUCCAUUCUAUCGUUGCAUUCAAACCAUCCUCCCGACCGUAGAAGCUCUCUCCCACGGCGUUUCCGACCCUGAGACUAAGAAGAUCCGCGCUGAGAACGGCCUUGGUGAAUGGUACGGCUUGGCUCGCUUUGAUCACCCCUCCCCCGCUGAGCCUUCACUCUUGAAGAAGUUGUUCCCUCGCUUCGACGAGGGGCACAAGGUUGUGAUCAAGCCCAGCACCAACGGUGAGAGCAUUGACAACCUCCACAACCGCGUUGCUUAUACAUUGCAUCGGAUCAUUGAGCAGUGUGAUAAGGAGGGCGUCAAGGCGAUUGCCAUCUGCACUCACGGCGCUACGUUGAUUGCCAUUGGCAGAGCCUUGGUGGGCCGAAUGCCUGAGGAUAUUACUGAGCAGGACUUCAACCCGUUCACUUGUGGUCUGACGACGUUUGUCCGGAAGUCAAAGGAGAAUAUGGAGACUGGUGUCAAGCAAUGGAAAGGCCCUGAGAGUGAGAUUCCGGCGGUUAAGUGGCGAGAUGGGAUAGGAGUUGGUGGCGGUUGGACCAUGACUGUUGACGGCGAUUGCAGCUUCUUGACUGAUGGAGAGGAGCGGGGAUGGUAA